CCGAGUCCACUCAACCAAAGUGCCGCCGCUGCCGUCCGUGCCCCCCGCGCGCACCCAAAAACCAACGCACCCAGCGCCCGCCCACGCCGUAAAAAACACCGCGCAGGCGCAGCCGUGCUGCCGUAAAAACCCACACGUCCUGUGUUCAUUGACCUGGCCUCCCUCCCAUCCCAUCUCUCUCUGCCUGCGGAUUUUUGCCUCGCGGAGCUCACACGCACGCCCUCCACACCCCCACCACUCUCUCCCGUCUUCCCCCUUUCCGCUCAUGUUGAACCAUUCCCAUUCCCGGCCCGAUUCCCGCUCCCCGUUCCUCCACCACGGCCACGCCCACGCCGCCGCCGACACGGAGCACCACCGGGGGGCGCAGCAGGGGAUGGACCCGCCGUCGUCGUCGGGCCGCACCACCCCAACCACGCCGCGCCGGCAGCUGCAGGGCCCGCGCCCGCCCAGGCUCAACGUCCGGAUGGAGUCGCACGCCAUCAAGAAGCCCUCCGGCUCGGGGUCCUCGGGGGUUGUCCCGCCCGGCGGGCAGGGGCACGGGAGGCCGCGGGACCACCACCACCCGCAGCAGCCCGGGGGCCGGGCGCCCGUCAUCAUCUACGACGCGUCGCCCAAGGUCAUCCACGCCAAGCCCAGCGAGUUCAUGGCGCUCGUGCAGCGCCUCACGGGCCCCGGCGCAGGCGGAUCCGGCUCCGCCACGCCGCCCGACGCGCAGGCGCAGCAGAGCGAGGCACACCACCACAUGGUGGUCGACGGCGGCGGCGGCGACGACAACCCGCUGCUGGGCCAGGCGUUCCUGCCGCCCGAGCUGCUGCUGUCGCCGUCAGCCGCCAUGUCCCCGGCCGCGCGCCUCGCCACCAUCGAGCGGUCCGUGCGGGGCCCCAUGCCCUCCUCCGCGCCGGCAGCGGCGACGGACUACGACGUCCUCGACGCACAGACCGGCGGCCUCGGCGGCGGCGGCGACGACGACGGGACCCUCGCGGCGGUACUGGGCCCCGCUUUGCGGCACCCGAGCAUCCUGUCCCCGCUGCCGUCCUCGCUGCCCCCCGCCGCCGCGUCGGGGCUGUUCUCGCCGCUGCCCUUCGACGCCAGCAGCAUCAGCUGGCUCAACGAGCUCAGCCCCAUCCUCCGGGCAGCGGCUGCAGCAGCAGCGUCCACGGCCAACGCCGGCGCCGGCGCCGGCGCAUCCUCGUCCGGCGGCUUCGGCCCCGGCGGCGUCACGAGCAACGGCGGCGGCGGAUCUCGGCAGCAGCCGCCGGCCUACUACUCCGACCCGUUCGUCCCCAGCCCACGCAACCUCCUCGCCACGCCCACCGUGCCGUCGCCGGCCACGUGCGCCGAGUUCUUCGGCAGCCUGCCGGAUCUUUAGCUCGCCAGUCGCCGCCCCUGCAGCCGCCGCCGCCGCGCUCCCGUCCAAGACAGAUGCAGCAGCGGCCGAAACUUUCUGCGACAUUUUUCCACACCUUUUUUUUUUCUUGGCGGGUAGGGGCAAGAUGGUGGGCCCGGCACUGAUGCUAAUUUGAUUAGUGCAGCAGCAGGGAGUGAUGAUAAUCAGAAAGGGCGUGAGAACAGAAUGCAAUGCAGAAAAAGUUUUUCUGGUAGCAGUAGAAGCGGCCGGCCGGCCGGCCGGCCAGCACAUGCCUUUGUUUAUUUCUCCUUUCCUCUGGGAUUUAUUACACCUCUUGUGUAGUGUAGGCCAAGGAAGUGAUUAUGGUUUGUUUAAUGGAGGAUUUGUUAAUUCUUUAGUAGCUUGGUGAUGUGAUGAGCU
This is a messenger RNA of Sorghum bicolor (sorghum), 1768 nucleotides long. Its product is annotated as SH3 and multiple ankyrin repeat domains protein 1. NCBI's taxonomy places the organism in Eukaryota, Viridiplantae, Streptophyta, Magnoliopsida, Poales, Poaceae. Gene Ontology annotation, cellular component: nucleus. The transcript has a single exon. The record is from RefSeq and is a predicted model, not a curated record. Bases 266 to 1369 code for a protein of 367 amino acids.